UCAGUCAGUCAGUGUAUGACAACUGGUGUUUUAUUUCACGGGAUUCAGUCAGAGAAAGUAAAUUGCAAGUUUUUUAAGAUUUUCGACUCUGAUUAGUGAAAUGAAUACUUCCGCGUCGUGAGAAAUGAUAUUAUUGUUGAUAGGAGAAUGGACACUGUGCCAAAAUACGAAUUGUGUAAUGGUAAAAUGUUCGAAAAACAGAGUGACUGACACCUUAAACAUUGGUUUAUGAAGUAAUUAUACGUGAUUUGUUUAUUAAUCUUGAAAGGAUGCCGAGGGGAGAGCACAGGCCUAGCGUCCUGUUGUCCCGGGAAGAGAAUGAGCAAGUUUUCAAUCUUAUUGGACCAAAAUGCCAGAGUUUAGCAACGGCAGUGGUCCAGCUGUUCACGACCGAGGGCCCGGGGCACUCGGAAUGGAAAAAGGUGGACACGGGGGUGCUCUGCCUGGUGAAGGACAACGGGCGGAGGUCCUACUUCUUCAGGAUAUACUGCUUGUACAGGAAGAUCAUGAUUUGGGAGCACGAGGUCUACCUCCAGAUAGAGUACAAGAGUCCGAGGCCGUAUUUACAUACGUUUGAGGCUGAAGAAUACAUGACGGCAUUCAACUUCGCGAACGAGGAUGAAGCGAAAAUAUUGAGGAAUAUUCUCAUCGAGAGGAUCGAGAUGAGGAAACAGAGGCGGCAAGAACGGCGGCAGCGCUCAAUGAUGGCGGUGCGAGCGAACUCGGGAGGCGCCGCUAACACGCGGCCGAACGGUGUCACGCCGCCCCCCGCGCCUCCGCCCGUGCCCGCAGCCCCGCUAGCGCCGAAACCAUCAUUCACUUCUAACUAUGCGUUAAAAGGCACCAACAAGAAGCCAAAAGGGAGGAAGUUGACGAAGGCCGACAUCGGAGUGCCGCACGGCUUCAAACAUGUCUCCCACGUCGGGUGGAACUCCACCACAGGUUUUGACGUGGAAAAGCUACCUGACGACGACGAAAUGCGCACAUUCCUCAUCAAGGUUGGAGUGUCGGACAUGCAGCUACAAGACCAAGACACCAGGCAGUUCAUAUACGACUUCAUCACCGCCAACGGAGGCAUCGACGCUGUGAAGAAGGAGCUCCACGAGACCAAGCAACCCAGCAAAGGCUACAGUGAGAGCGUGUCCGCAGCGCCCCCCGUCCCGUCGCGCAGUCCGGCGCCGCCGCUGCCUUCGCAACCGCCGAUGCCGCCUUCCCGCGCGCCCCCGCCGCCACCCGCGCCCCCGCUGCGCGCGGUGCCGCCCCCGCCCGCCGCGCCGCGCGCCCCGCCCCCGCGCCCGCCCCAACCGCCGUCAAGCGCGCCCCCGUCCGUGCCUCCCCCGCCGCCGCCGGUCGCGAGUGUCGCUCCCCCCGCGCCGCCGCCCCCCGCGCCUCCCGCGCCGCCCCCGCCACCGCCGCCGCCCGUCGCGCCCGCCGACACCGCCGUGCCGGCAGAUGCAAGGGCCGCCCUCAUGGAGAGCAUACGGAACGGGAACAAGAUGCUCAAGCCGGUGGAGCCCGCCGCGACGUCGGCGCCGAAGGUUGACGACAGCAGGAGCAACCUGCUCAGCGAGAUCCGCCAGGGGACGCAGCUCAGAUCCGUGGCGCUGCGCGAGCCCAAGGCGGAGCUGCCGCGCGCGCCGCCGGACGGGCUGGCGGGCGCGCUGGCCAAGGCGCUGGACGAGCGCUCGCGGGUCAUGCACUCCUCCGACUCCGACUCCGACACCACCAGCGACGGCGAGUGGGACGACUGAGCCGCUGGCGCCGCACAUCACGGUCGCACAAACGAGGAAUGGUAAUUAUAAUAUCCUAUUGUGCCUAUAAAUUAAUUAUUCGUUUAGCACUCGAUGUAACAUAGCUUUUAACACCCACUUGUUAAACGACACGAUUUUCAACUGUAUAAACUUUGAGCGACACGAUGCGACCAACUGUUUUAGCUUUAAACCAAUUGCGACACGAUACGAUGCGAAACGUUGCGACUUUUUAGAAUUAGGAGCACACACAGCAACACGGAAACGAAAUUGUUUAUUAAGAUGUGACGUUGAAGGUUCAUUUUCAUUUGUCGAUUGUGGUCUUUGGGUCUGUUCCCGAACUUUGAGGGUAUAUAUGAGACUUGUAAACGAUUGUUAAUAGAAUAAAUCGAUUUUAGUGAUAAGGUUGCAUUCUGCUGCAAUGUUUACACAUACAUACAUAUACAUGUGGAUUUUCUGUAAUUCAUUUUGGUGCAAUAAAGAGUUAUUGUAUUAUUAAUCCCCCGCUGGCCACAAAGAACAAAAUAGUCGCGCCGCGUCGAGUCGCAAUUGAGUUCAGAAGGAGACCUACUUAUAUGUAUAUAAAAAACAACAGACCACAAAGAAUGCGUUUAUUAUGUAUAGUAAAAUUAUAAGAUUUUGUUCUGGAUAUAAGUCAGUGAUUGAAAGAAAUUUGGGAGUUUUAUUAAUUAAAAUGAUAGCAAUGAUUAGCUCAAACUGAAGCUCAUUGAUAGAAGAUAAUGUUAUUGAAGUAUAUAAAAAAGAUUGAAGCGGCAAGAAAUUACAAAAUGGUUUUCCGUUUAAAUAAUCACACAGAGAAACUUCAAAUUACAACGUAUUUUUUAUAAAAUGAUUAUUAGAUAAUUAUAAUUUCUAUAUGCUAACAGAAAAAUGACGCGACUAUUUAUGCUAUUUUAUUUUUAAAUAAUGAUUUAAGUAAAACGGUAUUUAAUUCAACUUUGAUUGUAACAGUAUUAACCAGAAAAUAACCUGGAAAAAACAAUAUUAUGUUUCCUACAUUGAAGAAGAAAUACAAUACCGGUUCUCCCUGGUCUUCUACCAUUUUAUGUAUAACUGUGUUUUCCUUUUUAGUCAAUAAAAUUGGUUUUACUUUAUACACCAUCAAACGCAUAUCAAGUUACCCUGUAUGAACUCUACUACACGGUAAUAGAGGUGAAUUUGUAAUUGGUUGAAUUGCGAAUUUGGGUAGGUUUAUAUGAUUUUGAUUUUACCAUUCUUUAAUAUUCUAGAUUAACAUUUAGACAAAAAUAUUCACUUUUGAUGGGUGUAUCAAGAUGAGUACGAUAACAAUACCGUUUUAAGUAAAAGUUCCACACAUAGAUUAAAGACUAAAUAGACGGCGCGUAAUAGACUUUUAAAAUGUCAAAUAGUACCUUUUGUCAUCAUUCAUAAAAAAGCAUUUACGCAGUAACAACCGAUGAGGUUACGGUCGCGAAUAAUGGAAAGAAGUGAUUGUUUUAAUUCAAACAAUCAGCUUCUGUGAUAACGCAGUUGUAGGCAUUUUAUUUGAAAAAGUCCUGUGACAAAAAUGGACGUACUAACGGAAGAUCAGGUUUGGUACUGCCGAUAAUAUAAUAAUAAAUAAAGUGAUAAUAAUCUGUUAAAUGAGUAACGGUGACUUAAAGAAUGUCCUUGUCUAACAUGUAACCUCGUCUCUUUCUCACUAACCCAAAUCUGAUCGUCUGUUAGGUACCACUCAAGAUGAAAAAUAGUGAAGAGUGAUAAUUAAAAAGAAGUGCCAAGUGUUAGGUUAGAGCUCAGUGCCUAUCGUGUGUACAUUUAAUUCCAAAAAUGAGCUGCCUAUUGUCAUUUAUAUAGCUGUAUAUAUCAUAUUGAUAAUCAUAACAAAGGACGGCUAUAGAAAAUGUCGGUUUGACAGUUUAUUUUUUUUUGGAACGAGGUCUUUAAUAUUGACGUAUCGAGAGAGGUUUGAAAAGGGAAUUAUCUUCAGCAAUUGACAUACGGCGGAAAUAUUAUUUUUUGAAUGAAGAAUUCAAGUCUAGUAUAUAAGGUCUUUUCUUUUUCUACUUUGCUGAAAAUGAAUUGGAAUUUAUAUCGAACCUAGUAGAGAGUUAACAACUAGUCAAUGUGGUCAUUGCAAAAAACAUGACGGGCACCAUUAAACAUGGCAGUGCAAAGCUUUCUUUACUAUUUUUACUCUUACGAAGCCGCCAUUAGAGAAAUUGAACCCCCUUUGGUCUAGCCAUGGCGCUUUAACGUUUAUUUGUUGUUGGCUACAUAAACAUAAACGCUCAUCUCUAUGAGAAAAAAUAAUUUGAAGAAUUUUAAUUUGGAGACUCUUCUCCAAAUUAUUUUUUUCAUUAAUUGUCAUUUUUUUAUUACUGUAUUUUGAAGAGUGGUGCACUGCUAACCGUGUCAACUAGAUGCAGGCAUAAUCAUAACUUUUUUGUCUAAAUCUUACUAUAACAUCGUAUGAAGUGCACACACAUUAAUAUUUUUAUGCACCAUUGAAUAUACAGUGUAACUUUGGUGAAAUAACAAAAAACCUAAAUU
Amyelois transitella is the source of this 4283-nucleotide messenger RNA. RefSeq names its product actin nucleation-promoting factor WASL. Bases 270 to 1751 code for a protein of 493 amino acids. The record is from RefSeq and is a predicted model, not a curated record. Lineage: Eukaryota; Metazoa; Arthropoda; Insecta; Lepidoptera; Pyralidae. The transcript is spliced from 12 exons. Gene Ontology annotation, molecular function: actin binding. Gene Ontology annotation, biological process: actin filament organization.